CUCUCUCUCUCUCUCUCCUCCCCUGUUUCUACUUACACUCUCUGCUCUGUUCCUUUUCCCCCUCUAAUCCAACUCCUUUUCCGCCCAAUUCGACCCCGGAUUUCGAUCGCCCGUGCCCCGAAACGUCCGAUUCGGCGUUUUCGUGGCGUGGAACCACUGCAUUUAGGUGCGAUUUGGUGCUUUGCGCGCGCGGAUUAGGGGACUGAGGUGCAUUGGAUUCGCUUAAAUUGAUGAAUUGGGUUUCAUACGAAGGAUUUUUGGAGGAAGGGUUUUGGUUAGGGUUUUUAGUUUAGGUCUAAUAAAAUGGCAUUUGAUAUAAAGAUCCUUUCUUUUUUUAAUUCUUUCUAGGUACAUUUGUUUCGUUUAAAGUGAUGAAUUGGGCUUUUCUAAGUUAAAAAAUAUAUAUAUAUAUUUGGAGAAAGUGAUUCUGGUUAGGGUUUUCUCCCUUUAGGGAUAAUAAAAUGGCAUUUGAUUCAAAGCUCCUUUUUUUCUUUAUAAAUUUGAAUUUUGUCUUGUUCUUUUUUGUAAUCUGAGUUGAAUGAGAGAGGAGUGAAAAGUGAGAGCUUUACUAUUAUUUGAUUUCUUACUUAAUGCAAUGAGCUUUUAAUUAGAGUUAAGAGUUCAAAGAUUGGGCUUUUCCUGCUUUAAUGCAAAUUUAGGCAGGAAAUUUACAAUCUAGGUGCUAUUUUUAGUUUGCAUGCAAUGGAUUUAGAAGAGACAUUUAUAGGAAAAUUACUAAUUUCGGAAAAAAAUGUUGUAUUUUUCUCCUUUGGAAUUUAAUUUUGAAUUAUGCCUGUAAAUUAAGUUGGAAACAAGGAGGAUUUUUGAGUUAAACCCAUCAAUUACUGCAAAUUUAAUCUUUGCUAUCAAGGUCCUAUUUUUAGUUGCAUGCAGUGGUUUUGGAACAAUCAUUUAUAGGAAAAUUACCAAUUAGGGAAAAGUUGUUUUAUUUUUCUUUUCGGAAUUCAAUUUUAAAUUAUACCUGCAGAUUAAGUUGGAAAUAAGCAGGAGUUUUAAGUUAAACCCAUCAACAUUGAUUGAAAGUAACAUGACAAUUGCUACGGACUCAUCAAUGGUCAUUUGGUUGGGGCACCAAAUAAUGAAUUCGGUUCAAUAAUUUCGAGUGAUGGUGGGUCCUGUAAAUGUUACUGUUUUUCUUGUUUGACCUAGCUGUUGUAUGUUGAUAACUACCACUCGGUCGCAAUCGAAAGGUUUGAGCUACAUUUCGCUAUUAGGUCGCGUCAUGAAGGACUUGCUGUUUGGGCUUUCUUUGAUAAUUGCUUCUUCAUUACUCAAAAUUUGUGGAAGAAAGAGCUUUUGGACCCAAAAAGCAGGAGUUCCAAUUCGAGUAUUAAUGCUUCUUCAAACAGCUCUGUGCGUGAACCAGCAGUUCUGCGAAGGCUGCAAUUAGGCUGAUUGCGUACCUACACUUCUUUGGGGCAUAGAUUUCAAGGUUUUGGUGUUGAAAUCAGUCUAUGUGAAACUUAGACCCGUAAUCAAUCGGAUAUAAUGUGCGUCGGUGUUCAAAAAUCAUUGAGUUCAAGUUGUGAUGAACGGCUUGAACAAUGAAUUGUUGUUUUGGUUAUAUCGAUGAGGUUUAAUGUUUUCUUCACUGGCGGAGUCAGGUGCUGCUCAAUUCUUUUUUUUGCGCCAAUGAUUGAGGCCGAAUUGUGUUCGUCCCGUGUUUUAUCUCCUUCUCGAGAAGAAAGUGGGGAUGAGGAGCUUUCGGUACUUCCGAGGCACACUAAAGUUAUUGUCACCGGUAAUAACAGAACGAAGUCUGUUUUGGUUGGGCUACAAGGUGUCGUGAAAAAGGCCGUCGGUCUUGGUGGCUGGCAUUGGCUGGUUCUUAAAAAUGGAGUUGAGGUCAAGUUGCAGAGGAACGCAUUGAGCGUUUUAGAAGCUCCAACGGGCAAUGAAGUCGACGACGACGAUGUCGAGUGUGAUAACUCUGUCUGCAGCAGCUCCGACAUGGGAGAAAAAGAUAUUGAUUAUUCAAGCAUAGAAUACCAGAAACCAACAAAGCCAAGAGUUCGUCAGACCAGGCCAUGGACAUCCUACACGAAGUCGAAUUACCGAGUCGGCCAUAGAGACAUCCACUCCCAUGCCUUCAAGGUACAAACGCGAGUAAAUCUGGCGAAACUUGGGACGGCCACGUUGUGGAGAUAUUGGAGACAUUUCGACCUCGUGAGCAUUAAUCCGAACCCAACAAAGGAGCAGUUGAUCCAUGGAGUGCAACAUCAUUUCCUCUCUCAGCAAUUGGAUGAGGUGCAGGUUAUCGUCGGGUUUAUUCGAACAGCGAAAAGAUUGAAAACGCUCUACUCGUAGGGAAGCGAAGAACGCGUAUCUAUACCAAACGACGACGACGACAACGACGACGAACGAAGUUGGUGAAUCCUUGAAACUAAUUUAUGGAAACUGAUGUGUGGUUUUCUUUCUUGUGUUAGGACAGAAGCUCAAGUGUAGUCUUUGUUACAACUCUUGUAAUGCAAGAUCCCCAUGUUACUAACCACUGAAUAUCCUUGCAAUUUGUUAAAAGUGAGAGGAGUCGAUCUCUAAUACCGGGAUAAUACAGGGACUACUCAUAAAUUUUUCUACCUACCUAAAACAUAAGGAAACCAUGGAUAAUAGAGUAUAAUGUGUGGGAUACAAUCCGUGCAGUUUUAACUUAAAUGUUUUAGUUGCUAAACUUUUGAAUAUAUUAAAGUUUGGUUGUAAAAUGAUGUUUUAUAUAUUGGAUACUAAAAGAAAACUAAA
Molecule: messenger RNA, 2757 nt
Organism: Ananas comosus (pineapple)
Lineage: Eukaryota; Viridiplantae; Streptophyta; Magnoliopsida; Poales; Bromeliaceae
Exons: 7
Coding region: 1591-2328 (245 amino acids)
Biological process (GO): regulation of DNA-templated transcription
Cellular component (GO): histone deacetylase complex
Molecular function (GO): protein binding; transcription coregulator activity
Source: RefSeq, a predicted model, not a curated record